Neodiprion fabricii is the source of this 540-nucleotide messenger RNA. RefSeq lists its product as uncharacterized. The coding region runs from base 39 to 398 and encodes 119 amino acids. Lineage: Eukaryota; Metazoa; Arthropoda; Insecta; Hymenoptera; Diprionidae. The transcript has 5 exons. The record is from RefSeq and is a predicted model, not a curated record.
UAGCUAAACAGUCUGGAUCUCUAAUCUACACUUUGAGCAUGACGAUGGCUGUACGUUAUCCGUUGCUCGUGAUCCUUUUAAUGGACUUGAACUUCUGUACCAGCUUGGGAUAUCUUCGAGAAAAAUUUCGACGUUUGAACGAAGUUUUGCGAGAAUUAGCGCAAAAACUUUCAGCUCUUUGUACCAAGAAGACACGAUUACAGCUAUCUGAGAACAGCGAAAAAGCGAGGCCAAUAUACGGAAUCAAUGGUAUCGAAGCAGAAGGUUUCAGCAGGAGAGCAUCGUACUUGUUGAGUGAAAUUCAAUACAUAGAACCGGAUACUUUGUUUACGAAAUCUUAUCAUCGCAAGUGGAUAACGAACUUCAAAAGCAGGUUGAAAACUUUUCAGUACAGAUGAUACAGAAUUCCGUACAGUUGAAUGCUUGCGGAUUUUUUACUCUGGAUUACAACUUUGUUCAAAGUAUGCUGGGAUCCAUAGUAACGUAUCUGAUAAUCCUAAUACAAAUGAGUCCUACAGCUGUAAGCAGCGCAGGGCGUAU